Molecule: messenger RNA, 1739 nt
Organism: Monopterus albus (swamp eel)
Lineage: Eukaryota; Metazoa; Chordata; Actinopteri; Synbranchiformes; Synbranchidae
Product: ATP-sensitive inward rectifier potassium channel 1-like
Exons: 1
Coding region: 5-1126 (373 amino acids)
Biological process (GO): potassium ion import across plasma membrane; regulation of monoatomic ion transmembrane transport
Cellular component (GO): plasma membrane
Molecular function (GO): ATP-activated inward rectifier potassium channel activity
Source: RefSeq, a predicted model, not a curated record
GAUCAUGUGUGGAUUUUUGAAGAGGAAAAUCCAGGACUGCUUGGGAGGGCGAGGAAACCACGAGACCAGACUAGUGUCCAAAGGGGGUAACUGCAACACUGAAUAUGGAAACAUCAAGUACAGCAAACACUUUGCCUUCAUGGCUGACUUCUGGACCACAGUUACAGAAAGCCAGUGGCGUGUUGUUCUGUUAACCGUCUUCGCCUCUUUCACCCUCAGCUGGUUUUUCUUUGCCUUGCUGUGGUACUGGGUUGCUCACACCAAUGGAGACCUUGUAUGGCAAAACCCCCCAGCAGACCACAUCCCAUGUGUGGUCAAUGUUUUCGGACUCACUUCAGCAUUCCUCUUUUCCCUUGAAACCCAGACAUCUCUUGGGUAUGGUCUGCGGGCACCCAACCCUUACUGCCCAGGUGCUGUGACCCUUAUGAUCAUUCAGGUACCCUUUGGAUUUCUUCUCCACAGCUUCCUAACUGGAGUCAUCAUUGCCAAAAUCUCUUUACCUAAACGCAGGGGAAAGACCAUCAAAUUUAGCAAGAUGGCUGUCAUCAGUCCCAAAAAUGGUUCUCUUUGCCUGUCAGUGAGAGUGGCCAACCUGCGCAAGUCCCUGAUGGUAGGAAGCCAGAUCUAUGGCAAGCUGCUGAGAAUGACAAAUGCACCAGAUGGGGAGGCAAUCAUCAUAGACCAAGUGAACAUUGACUUCAUGGUGGAGUCUGGGAAAGACAACCUCUUCUUCAUAUGUCCUCUUACAAUCUACCACGUCAUCAACAAGAGCAGCCCUUUUUUUGAGAUGGCAGUGGACACACUCCAGAAUCAAGAGUUUGAGCUGGUCGUCUUCCUAGACAGUACAGCUGAAUCCACCAGUUCAUCCUGCCAAGUGCGUACCUCUUUUACUCCUCGGGAGAUCAUGUGGGGCUAUGAUUUCUUGCCCAUCAUCGCCAAAAGCAAGGAAGGCAAGUACAAAGUAGAUUUUACCAACUUCUCCAAGGUUGUGCCUGUGUCCACUGCACACUGUGCCAGCUGUUUCUAUAACAUCAGCGGUCAUCAUCACCACUCCAGAGAUGGAUAUGACAACCGGGGCUUUGAAGUGAUUGAAAUGAGUGAACCAUCAAGUGUCACCAAUAUGUGACAUGGUGGACUGUAAAUCAUAAUAAGUUUGUUGAGCUUAGAAAUGUACAGUUCCACUGUUGCCUUAAUAGUUUGCGUUAACCGAACAUAAGUUGAACUGUUAUUUCACAUGAAGAACCAUAACUACAGCUGCUGAAGCCAUUUUGUGCCAAAAUCAGGACAAAGACAUCAUCCGAGGCUGUCAUCACUGACUUUAUUUAAUUAUAAAUGUAAGGGAGUAGGUUUUUUUCAUGUCUGUUUUUUUCAAACCACAAAAAGAAGACUCUCUGUUGUAGAGUUUUGACUUAACAAACAAUGCAUGCUGGGAAGUUUGUUAGUGUUGUUUCUUUAAAAGCUUAAUUUAACGAACUGAGUGAACUCUCAACAGUGCAUUAAUUUAACUCAUGAUUUAAAUCUAAUGACCCCAAGUUGCAAUAACUCAUGUUAGUAAGUUCUAAAGUGGUCUUGAAAAAACAAAACAUUAUACAUUGAAUUAACCUGAAAUGAACAAACCUGACAUAUUUAGUUGAUUCCACCAAAAUCCUUUAUAUAAUUUGUGGAGACACCAAUUAACAAUGUACAUUGGAAACUAAGGUUGUCUGGGGCUUGUAUCUCAACCACAAAGCAGUUAAACA